This is a messenger RNA of Vigna umbellata (rice bean), 495 nucleotides long. The record is from RefSeq and is a predicted model, not a curated record. NCBI's taxonomy places the organism in Eukaryota, Viridiplantae, Streptophyta, Magnoliopsida, Fabales, Fabaceae.
CAUUCUGGUUUCUCAUUCAUAGGUUUUGUUCUUUUUGAUACUCUGUUAGCUUCUACUGCCAUAAAAUAAGUUGUUUCACUCUUAUAGUUUUUGUUUUAUUAGCUUACAUAUAUUCCAACUACACGCAUGGCUUCUCAGUGUACCCAGAGGAAUGCUACCCUGCCAAUCUCCUUCUUCAAAGUUAUUCUUAAAACCAAUCUUCAAAGCAUUAAAAUACCAAACAUAUUCACUGCUAAUUAUGGAGGUGGUUUGCCAAAUCCUCUGUUCAUGAAGCUUCCAAAUGGAACUGAAUGGAAAGUGAUUUGGGAAAAAGACAGCGGUGAGAUUUGGCUGAGAGAGGGAUGGAAGGAAUUUGUGGAACAUUAUUCCUUAGACCAUGGACAUUUUGUUUUCUUUAAAUACGAAGGAACAUCCGAGGUUCGUGUAUACAUAUGUGACCAAAGUGGAGUCGAAAUAGACUAUCCCUGUGGCACUGGUGAUGGAAAAGAUAAAUAA